UGGACCUAGAGAUUGUCAUACUGAGUGAACAUGGGUAAGUUCUCUCUCCAUGGGGAUGAUUUUCUUCUGCUGCCCAAUUGUCAGCGUCUUCACAGACGUGUUUGGUUGCCGGAGAACAGCUGUUGUGGGUGCUGCUGUUGGAUUUGUUGGACUCGUAUCAAGUUCUUUUGUAAGCUCCAUCGAGCCUCUGUACCUGACCUAUGGAAUCAUAUUUGCCUGUGGCUGCUCCUUUGCCUACCAGCCUUCAUUGGUCAUUUUGGGACACUAUUUCAAGAAGCGCCUUGGACUGGUGAAUGGCAUUGUCACCGCCGGCAGCAGUAUCUUCACAAUUUUGCUGCCUUUCCUUUUAAGGGUACUGACUGACAGCGUGGGCCUCUUUUAUACCCUGAGGGUCCUCUGCAUCUUCAUGUUUGUUCUCUUUCUGGCUGGCUUUACUUACCGACCUCUUGCUUCCAGUGCCAAAGAUAAAGACAGUGGAACCAAAGGAGGCAACAGAUUCUCCCUCUUUUCCAGGAGAAAGUUCAGUCCUCCAAAAAAAAUUUUCAAUUUUACCAUCUUCAAGGUGACAGCAUAUGCAGUGUGGGCAGUUGGAAUACCACUUGCACUUUUUGGAUACUUUGUGCCUUAUGUUCACUUGAUGAAACAUGUGAAUGAAAGGUUUCAAGAUGAGAAAAAUAAAGAGGUGGUUCUCAUGUGCAUCGGCAUCACUUCAGGAGUUGGACGGCUGCUCUUCGGCCGGAUCGCAGAUUAUGUGCCUGGUGUGAAGAAAGUUUAUCUACAGGUCCUGUCCUUUUUCUUCAUUGGUCUGAUGUCCAUGAUGAUUCCCCUGUGCAGCCUCUUUGGGGCCCUCAUUGCUGUCUGUCUCAUCAUGGGUCUCUUCGAUGGAUGCUUCAUUUCCAUUAUGGCCCCCAUUGCCUUUGAGUUAGUUGGUGCCCAGGAUGUCUCACAAGCAAUUGGAUUUCUACUCGGAUUCAUGUCUAUACCCAUGACUGUGGGCCCACCCAUUGCAGGGUUACUCCGUGACAAGCUGGGCUCCUAUGAUGUGGCAUUCUACCUCGCUGGAAUCCCUCCCCUUAUUGGAGGUGCUGUCCUUUGUUUUAUCCCAUGGAUCCAUAGUAAGAAGCAAAGAGAGAUCAAUAAAACCACUGGAGGAGAAAAGAUGGAGAAAAUGUUGGAGAACCAGAACUCUCUGUUGUCAAGCUCAUCUGGAAUCUUUAAGAAGGAAUCUGACUCUGUUAUUUAAUGUCUUACAUACCUCCACCAGACUGGACUUGCUUUUAGAAGUUUAAGCAAGUUUUCCUUUUAUAUGAAUUGCAAAUUUCUUAUUUUUUUAAUCACAUCCUAGGAAUAGCACAAUAAUUGGGAAAUAGAACCUUAUUACUACAAGAAUCAUUUUCUGCCACUGAAAGCUGUCCAAUAUUUCCAUGAGUCUGAGGCCGGAGACUCAGACCCAAUUUCAUGUACAAGAAAACCUGUCUGAAAGUCAAAUAUUAUGAGAAUAUGAAGCUAUCUCAGUAAAAAGUAACUUCAGAAACUGUGAGCGCUAUUUAGCUUAUACAAAUAUUUAAAAAUACCUCAAGCUGUAUUGAAAGGGUUGCAGUUUGGUUAGGACCGGAAAUAUUGUUUGUUGUCUCACUUGGCAUUUUUAGUUUUGGUAUCUUUGUUUUAAUUUCUUCUGCUAUUUGGAAACAAAAUUUAAGCCUGGAUUCUAGAUAAUAUCAGAUCUACUUAAAUCUCAAGUCUAUGUUAAAAUUGCUCACCUGCUCUUAAAUAAGCUUUGAAAGUAAGUUAUUCUGACUUGCUCCAGUGUCAAGGGACCUUCUUGGAGCAGGUACUGACAAGGUGUUCAGAAUCAAGGUGUGAGAUGAACAGGAUCAUGUUCAUAAGGGCAGAACAGUUCAGAAAUCAGACAUUUCUUCCAUUUACAUUUUUCCCCUUUGGAUUUGCAGUGUGUUUUACUCAAGUAGCCAGAAACACCCCAGAUUUCUGAAUUUGUUUAAAUUGUAACAAUAAAGUAAAACAGAA
Molecule: messenger RNA, 2025 nt
Organism: Delphinapterus leucas (beluga whale)
Lineage: Eukaryota; Metazoa; Chordata; Mammalia; Artiodactyla; Monodontidae
Source: RefSeq, a predicted model, not a curated record